This is a messenger RNA of Paramormyrops kingsleyae, 2144 nucleotides long. RefSeq names its product NIMA-related kinase 2 (gene nek2). Gene Ontology annotation, biological process: protein phosphorylation. Gene Ontology annotation, molecular function: ATP binding; protein kinase activity. The record is from RefSeq and is a predicted model, not a curated record. Lineage: Eukaryota; Metazoa; Chordata; Actinopteri; Osteoglossiformes; Mormyridae.
UGGACCAAUGACAACGCUCGGAUCGUACUCGGGCAUCCAAUCAGACAGUGUUUUUAAGGCACCAGUUUAAAUCUUCGGCGUCCCUAGUUCCGGGGUGAUCCACACGCCGUUUUAUUUAACCAAGCAGACGCGCUGAUCUGGAGUUUAGUUACUGACACGAGCGCUGCUUGGUUCCGAUACCGGCCAGGCCCGACCCGAAAUGCCGUCUCGUGUAGAGGAUUACGAGGUUUUGUACACGAUCGGCUCUGGCUCCUACGGGAAAUGUCAGAAAAUACGGAGGAAAUCUGACGGAAAGAUGCUGGUGUGGAAGGAGCUGGACUACGGCACCAUGGCAGAGGCGGAGAAGCAGAUGCUGGUGUCUGAGGUGAACCUGCUGCGGGAGCUGAGGCACCCCAACAUUGUGCGGUACCACGACCGCAUAAUCGACCGCACCAACACCACGCUGUACAUCGUCAUGGAGUACUGCGAGGGCGGCGACCUCUCUGGGCUCAUCUCCAGGUGCCUCAAGGAAAGGCGAUACCUGGAUGAGGAGUUUAUCCUGCGUGUGUUGGCACAGCUCGCCCUGGCACUGAAAGAGUGCCACCGGAGGCGUAACGGGGCACAGACAGUGCUGCACCGUGACCUCAAACCCGCCAACAUAUUCCUAGACGCGCAGCAGAACGUGAAGCUCGGGGACUUCGGCCUGGCCAGGAUCCUGAACCAUGACACAAGCUUCGCCAGGACCUUUGUGGGAACUCCCUACUACAUGUCCCCGGAACAAAUGAAUCGGCUGUCCUAUAAUGAGAAGUCCGACAUAUGGUCCCUGGGCUGCUUGCUGUACGAGCUGUGCGCCCUGUCGCCGCCGUUCACGGCACACAACCAGGCAGAGCUGGCGGAGAAGAUCCGAGAGGGCAAGUUUCGGAGGAUUCCCUAUCGGUACUCGGAGGAGCUCAACAGCCUGCUGUCCAGGAUGCUGCAUUUAAAGGACUACCUGAGACCGUCCGUGGAGUGCAUCCUCCAGAGUGAGCUGAUCACGGACGUGGUGGCGGAGGAAAGCAGGAGGGAGCAGGACAGGGAGAGACGUAGGUCAGGCGACGGCACCCGAGCCAAGGCCCAGGAGCCAUGGCUGGCCGAGCUACGGCUGAAGGAGCAGCAGUUGCAGGAGAGGGAGCGUGCCCUGAAGGAGCGUGAGGAGCGGCUGGAGCGAAGAGAACAGGAGCUUUGCAUUCGGGAGAGAAUAUCAGAGGAGAAUCUUAAAAGGGCUGAGACUCUGAUGCGGAAGCUGACCCUGGCUAGACAGGGGCGGAGGACACCCCCGGCUCCGUGUUCCAGUGGGACAGAUGACGAGGAGGGACUCUUCCCAGGGAAGAAAAAGGUCCACUUUGCUGGGGACAGCAAGGAGAACAGGAGACCACUGAAAAACGAAGGCCGAGAGUUGAAGCAGCGGUUGCAGGCAGCUGGGCUGCGGGCGCAGGUCCUGUGUGAGGUGGAGAGACAGUACCAUCUGAAGAGCAGGCAGCUGCUGGGCAUCCGAUGACCACUGGGUGGCGCCAUACACCUCAUUGUAACAUAUAAAAGUGUGUGUGUGUGGCCAAAAUCGGCACAAACAAUGCUUUCUGUGAACUGCUGGUCUUUGUCUGUCAUGCAGUGUUGAGUGUGUGUUUAUUUUCCUGGUGUGUUGCAAAGGGGGCUGAAUGUGAUUGGUUGAAAAACCGUAUUUGACAGUAAUAUGGUCAAUAUACAGAUUCCACUGAAGUUUUGAUUUAAAAAAAACAAAAACUUUCCAGAAAUAAUCCAGGCAAUUUACAUGAUAAUGAUCCUAAACACAGACAACAGAGUCCUCUUCUGCAUACACAGCAUGUUAGAAAUUAUUUUUGAAUCCGAAGUGGGAAGUGUCAAGGUGCAGUGUUGCUGUUGCGGGUGGAUCGUUACUGGCAGCUAUGAAAACCCCUAUAUUUCAUUCUGAUUUGACACUGCAUAUGUAGAUAUUCACUAGAUUCUUUACAUGUGUCUGGGUGUUUUUAAUUUUAUAGAAUAGUCCGUAUAUAGGCAUUUUAUAUGUUUGUUACAUUCUGUCAUAGUUUCCUUUAUUUGUUUAUUGAUAGCUAUUGGAGCUGUACCAACAAAUUGAUUUAUAUGAUUAAAUGAAGCUUUGAGUUUUAGAA